Molecule: messenger RNA, 2701 nt
Organism: Haliotis rubra (blacklip abalone)
Lineage: Eukaryota; Metazoa; Mollusca; Gastropoda; Lepetellida; Haliotidae
Product: bifunctional apoptosis regulator-like
Exons: 8
Coding region: 397-1638 (413 amino acids)
Biological process (GO): proteasome-mediated ubiquitin-dependent protein catabolic process
Cellular component (GO): nucleus
Molecular function (GO): ubiquitin protein ligase activity; protein binding
Source: RefSeq, a predicted model, not a curated record
ACGGUUAACUAUUAACUGUGUGUCACUUACGGCUAAUACAAAUGUCAGUCACGAGGAUUUACGGUAUUUUGUGGCAAAAAUACAACGUCAUAAUUGAUAACGAUAACCACAACUUAGUUUGGUUGAAAAAAGUUCAAAAAAAAAAAACCCUUCAUUUUUGGUCAUUGUAGCAUGCGACCAAUCAUGGGAAAGAAAACAACUGAUGUUCACGUCACAGGUUAUAUUGAGAUCAUCUUUCAGGGGCUUGACAGGACGGUGAAACAAGUGGCUGUGAAUGGAUGGAACUGCACGUCUGAAGUCGAUGUCAGCUGCUAGAAGCUACGACCACCACAGACCGACACUCAUCAGUGUUAGACCCACAAGUCAAGUUUCCUCUUAUUCUUGAGCCUUCAAACAAUGGAUACACUAAACCGGUCUGACUCGGACAGUGACUUCAUGUGUAGUUGCUGUUAUGAGCUGAUGGUUGAUCCUACCACACUUGUGUGUGGACACAACCUAUGCCGUGUGUGCCUGGCCCGCUGGUUCCUCACCUCUAACAAGAAAGAGUGCCCAACAUGUCGCCAGGAGUGGCAGGGACACCCCAAGAUCAACACAGCACUCAGAAACAUGAUGAAGAAGAUAUAUGAAGAGAAAAUGCUGGAGCGAGAAGCGGAAGUUAUGAAUAUAGAGAAUAUAGGCAAGGUUCAGGAAUUUGACCGUCGUCUGUCCGGGACAGGGAGCCAGCUACAGAGAGUAAACCCAGGGGAGUUCUGUAAGGGGAUCGUCAUAACCCUGGGGGUCAUCCUGAUAGCGUACUUGGUUUGGUUCUGGAGGCAUUCUGAUGACGACCUCCUCAUCCACAAGCCCGUUGUGCGGUGGAAGCCAGAUGAUGUGGCAACAUGGCUGACACACAUGGGCUGGGCAGAAGGAUAUGCUGAUGCGGUCCACCAGAAGGGCAUCGAUGGUGCAGUGCUCCUCUCCCUGGAUGAGGAGAAUAUUGGUGAGGUGCUGAAUGUGACGAAUCCCCUCCAUGAGAGGGCUCUGGUCAUUGCUAUAGAGGAUGUCCGGCUGAAGGGGGUCAAGAUGCCAUCUACUCUGUGGGAGUAUAAGGCGCUGUACCCUGGUCGCUGUUUGUUCCUGUUGUAUGGCAUGAAAGACUUCCCUCGGACAACACUGCUGUAUCUAUUCCUGUUCUACCAUGAGGAAAUCUUCCUGCCCUUCCUCCAUCUCACUACCCCAGCACAGGAUGAGGACAUGCCCUUCAGGUGGUCUCAGAUUCCUCCCCCAACUAAACAACAGUGGGUGGUAUUUCUGAGUAAUGCCGUCCUCCUCCCCUAUUGGCUAAUUGCCAAGCUGACAUGGUCACUGUUUGGUGCGCAGUUCUGGACAUCUUUCUUCAUCCUCUUUAGCUGUGCCUUCCUCUCCAUGCAAGAGGCUUCCUUACUUAAACAGUACAUCCUGCUCCGACAGUUUGGCUCAACAUGGAAGAACUUAAAGGACUUUUGUAAGACAUUAUUGACUGUGUUUCUAACUUCCAUUGCCUGGCCCAUCAUACCCAGAGUGGUGUGUGACUUCUUCUUCUACGCAUCGCUGUACUUCACCCCAUUACAACAAGCUAAACACUUCUACUUGUCCUGGAGGAACAACCAACGCUUGUGAGAACCAAGUCAGCACAAGCUUGGACAGAGAUCUGAGGGAGUCCGCAGGAGCCAACAAAAGUUUUAAGUCAUUUAGAGUGAAUGGUUUUCUUGGCUCAUAUUUGACCUGAUCGACAGCAUUUAUGACUGAUCCAGAAUAAAAACAACACAAACUAAUCUUAACUAUAUGACCUUUUUUAAUAUGUGUUUUUCUCAGUAUUUGGUGUUUUGGCCGGGCUAGGGUACAACCAUGGUGGCUGGAUCAACUGGGUUUGUCCUGGAAAAGCCCAUCCAAUAGUUAAUGCUGUAACUACAGGUGUUGCUGUUAGUUACAUCUGCACCAUUAAUGCCUGUCAAUAAGUCAUUUCCUUUGUCGUUGGCGCACCAGGGAGUGGUGGUUAAUAGGGUUUAACUCCCGAUCAUUUAUGUAAAUAUUGUCUGUAAAGUUUGUUAGUGUUGGUAUGUAAGCACUAUGGAGACAGCAGAGCAGCGUCAUGCUAAAUGAUCAGUUACUGGUUAACAAAGGCUGGCAUUCCAUCACUGACAGCCGUGCUCCUGACACGUCGUGGCAGGGACAAUGGCUUUCAUACAUAUUUAUUGCCCACAGGGUAGUAAUUUUCCUGUAAAUCCCUGGGGAUGUUACACCUUUUUGGUGAACUUUGAUUGGCUUAAGCCUAAUAACACGCAUAGGCAUAUGGGGACUCCCCACAUCGCUGGUUUCCUUAUAGAGAAACUAUUUAGUGCUUUUUUAGAUUGAAACCUUAUAUGGGUAAUAAAAACAAUGACCAACUUGUGAUGUGGAAUGACAGAUUAUCUUUCCCUUGUUAUAUUAAUUAUGUAAUUCUCCUACCAAGGCUUUAGAAUUGCGUAAUAAUAACUCGAAAAGAUAAUCUAUCAUUCUCCAUCACUUGUUAGUUAUUGUCCAAAUCCCAACUGGGAUUUUUUGAUGUAUACAGCCUUCUUUAUGCCCACUAGGCUACCCGACCAUUUGAGGUACCAUGUAUAUAGUACAGCUUGUAACGACUUCCUACAAAGUGUGUUGUAUAUAAGUGUCGUGGUUGAAAUGAAGAUUUUAUAGACCAGAU